UUGGGGAGCAGAAUGUUCAGGAAUCUUUUGACCUUACCUACAAUGAUCAGUUUAAAUAUUUUGAUUCUAAACAAGAUGACUUAAGGUUAAUUCAAACUAGCGAGUCAAGUUAUUACUGGAUGAACGAAGGAGAGAUCCUUGAUUUGAUUAGGAACAAAACAAAAUUUAUGGAUAUAACAGAUUAUAGAGA
Acaulospora morrowiae is the source of this 190-nucleotide messenger RNA. NCBI's taxonomy places the organism in Eukaryota, Fungi, Glomeromycota, Glomeromycetes, Diversisporales, Acaulosporaceae. The record is from the annotation of a GenBank genome assembly.